This is a messenger RNA of Fusarium redolens, 554 nucleotides long. RefSeq lists its product as uncharacterized. Lineage: Eukaryota; Fungi; Ascomycota; Sordariomycetes; Hypocreales; Nectriaceae. The record is from RefSeq and is a predicted model, not a curated record. The transcript is spliced from 2 exons. The coding region runs from base 113 to 460 and encodes 115 amino acids.
GGCGUCAACACGACAGGGAUGCUAAAACCAGCUGGAAAACCAGAUAUCCAAUCUUAUAUCCAUCGAUCGCGUCGCGUCUCACGCGUCACAAGAAACCCCAAACCCCGCACAGAUGUCUUAUGCGCAGAGUCUCUGUGUUUGUGUACCUCUCAUCCGCACUCAUCCGCAUUGCCCCCAUGCUCGCUGGAAAAGAAACACUAGCGUUACGAGAGGGGAUUGGUAUGGUUGGGAGAUGGUUGGUCCUGCGGCGGUUUUGUUGUUAGCUUUUGGGGGCUGGAAGCUGGGUGUCUCAGUUGAGAGAAAUUGGAAUAAGCAUGGGUUCACGGGCGCGGUAUGCUCGCGUCGCGUUGAGUUGAGACAAGGAUCCCCUGAGACCAACACCAACCUCUCAGAAAAUCACAAGUGGCUGCUCCCGUACCCAUCAGUCAGCAAUGACCUGAGCGCCAUCGUUGAGACUUAAUUAAAUAAUAAUUAUAAGGGAAGCCUGCAAUGAGUAGAGUAAUUGGCGCCACAUGGAGAAUUUUAAUAAGUUAUAAGAGGAUUUUAUUUUAAAA